Molecule: messenger RNA, 1797 nt
Organism: Lipotes vexillifer (Yangtze River dolphin)
Lineage: Eukaryota; Metazoa; Chordata; Mammalia; Artiodactyla; Lipotidae
Gene: POLA2
Product: DNA polymerase alpha 2, accessory subunit
Exons: 18
Coding region: 1-1797 (598 amino acids)
Biological process (GO): DNA replication initiation; DNA replication
Cellular component (GO): alpha DNA polymerase:primase complex
Molecular function (GO): DNA binding
Source: RefSeq, a predicted model, not a curated record
AUGGCCGUGUCCGCCCAGCUCUUGGUGGAGGAGUUGGAGAUCUUCGGCCUAGAAUGCGAGGAGGCUCUGGUUGAGAAGUUGAUAGAGCUGUGUGUUCUGUAUGGACAGAAUGAGGAGGGAAUGGCUGGCGAGCUUAUAGCCUUCUGCACCAGCACACGUAAAGACUGCCUCACCUCAGAGACCCUAAACUCUUUUGAGCACGAGUUUCUGAGCAAAAGAUUGUCCAAAGCCAGGCUCGGUGCCUCCAAGGACAGCGGGCAUGCAGGAGCCAGAGACAUCGUUUCCAUACAAGAGCUAAUUGAAGUGGAGGAGGAAGAGGAGACCCUCUUGAACGCUUACACCACACCCUCUAAGGGUUCUCAGAAGCGAGCUAUCACCACUCCAGAAACCCCCCUCACAAAAAGGAGUGUGUCUACUCGAAGCCCCCAUCAGCUCCUAUCACCAUCAAGUUUCUCUCCAAGUGCUACUCCCUCUCAGAAAUACAGCUCGAGAAGUAACCGAGGAGAAGUGGUUACCUCCUUUGGCUCAGCCCAGGUGAUGUCUUGGUCCGGGAGAGAAGGAGCCAGUAACAUCAGCCUGAAGGUCUUGGGGUAUCCAGAGCCGCUAACCGGGAGCUACAAAUCCAUGUUUCAGAAGCUCCCAGACAUUCGAGAAGUUCUGACCUGUAAGAUAGAAGAACUUGGCACUGAGCUCAAGGAGCAUUACAAGAUUGAGGCUUUUACUCCUGUUCUAGUCACAGCACAAGAGCCCGUCACCCUGCUGGGCCAGAUUGGCUGUGACAGCAACGGGAAGCUGAACCACAAGUCGGUGGUUCUUGAGGGAGAUCGGGAGCAUUCCUCAGGCGCUCAGAUUCCAGUGGAUCUAUCUGAGCUCAAAGAGUAUUCUCUGUUUCCUGGACAGGUUGUGGUUAUGGAAGGAAUCAACACCACUGGUAGAAAACUUGUUGCCACCAGACUCUACGAGGGCGUGCCACUUCCGUUCCAUCAGCCCACUGAAGAGGAUGGAGAUUCUGAGCAAAUCAUGGUCCUGGUGGCCUGUGGGCCAUACACCACAUCUGACAGCAUCACGUUUGACCCCCUGCUCGACCUGAUCACCGUCAUCAACCGUGACCAGCCCGACGUCUGCAUCCUGUUUGGACCUUUCCUGGAUGCUAAGCAUGAACAGGUAGAGAGCUGUCUACUGACAAGCCCAUUUGAAGACGUUUUCAAGCAAUGUCUACGAACGAUUAUCGAAGGGACACGAAGCUCCGGCUCACACCUCAUCUUCAUCCCAUCACUGAGAGACGUGCACCAUGAGCCUGUGUACCCACAGCCGCCCUUCAGCUGCUCCGACCUGCCUCGUGAGGACAAAAAGCGAGUACACUUUGUGUCCGAGCCCUGCACGCUCUCCGUAAAUGGAAUGAUCUUUGGCUUGACAUCCACCGAUCUGCUGCUCCACAUGGGGGCUGAGGAGAUCAGUAGUUCUUCUGGAACUUCAGACAGGUUCAGCCGAAUACUCAAGCACAUCCUGACGCAGCGGAGCUACUACCCGCUCUACCCUCCCCAGGAGGACAUGGCCAUUGACUAUGAGAAUUUCUACGCCUAUGCACAGCUGCCCGUCACCCCCGAUGUCUUCAUAGCCCCUUCAGAGCUGAGAUACUUUGUGAAGGACAUCCUUGGCUGCAUCUGUGUGAAUCCCGGGCGCCUCACCAAAGGGCAGGUGGGGGGCACCUUCGGCCGACUCUACCUUAGGAGGCGGGCCGCGGACACUGAGGGCAGGCGGAGCCCCUGUACUGCUGCCCAGGUGGUCAGGAUCUGA